AUGGCGUCCGCAACCCCCCUCCGCCGCGAACAGCCGCCCUGGUCCGCCCCCGAAUCGUCCGCGCCGCUGCCCCCUCUCUCCAUCUACAACACGCUCACGCGCAAGAAGGACGCAUUCAUGCCGAUCGACAAGAGCGGGAAGAAGGUGACGUGGUACUGUUGCGGGCCGACAGUUUACGAUGCGGCACAUCUCGGCCAUGCGCGGAACUAUGUCACCACCGAUGUGCUGCGCAGGAUCAUGCGGGACUACUUUGGCUUCGAUGUGACGUUCGUGCAGAACGUGACCGAUGUCGAUGACAAGAUCAUCUUGCGCGCCCGCCAGAAACACCUUCUGGACGAGUUCGCGGGACUGAACCCCAGCGUCACAGCGGAGGUCCUGGAAACGGCGGGAAAGGCGUGGCACGCCUACUUCGACAAGAACGCUGCUCUGGACCCGGAGGACUUGGGAACGACUCCGGAGCAGUUUGACGCAUGGUCAGAGAGCAAGCACGGAAUCCUGAUGGAGCUCAUCGCGAAGGAGGCUAGCAAGUCCGGAUUCUACGCUGCCACCACGUCGGUGCUCCUGCCAUACCUCGACUCACUGCACAAGAACCGCGACUUCGAGCCCGCCGUCUUCGCGAAGCUCUCGAGCUACUGGGAACGCCACUUCAACGAGGACAUGGCAACCCUCAAUGUCCUUCCUCCUACCGUGGUGACCCGCGUCUCGGAGUUCAUCCCCGAGAACGUCGAGUUCGUUCGCAAGCUCGUCGAGAAGGGAUUCGCGUACCCGACCGCUGACGGAUCAAGUUUGAUCGCGGAUGGAGAAGGAGCCCUCGCCUCAUCCAAGGCCUCCACCCUCCCCAACACCGUCAACACUUCUCUUCCCGAGACGAAAAAGUCCAAGCACGACUUCGCCCUCUGGAAGGCAUCGAAGGCCGGCGAGCCAUCGUGGGAGAGCCCGUGGGGCAAGGGCAGGCCCGGUUGGCACAUCGAGUGCUCGGUGAUGUGCUCCGCCGUUCUCGGCGAGCAGAUCGACAUUCACUCCGGCGGCGUGGACCUCGCCUUCCCCCACCACGACAACGAGAUCGCACAGAGCGAAGCCUACUGGGACUGUGCCGACGGCAAGUGCGCCACCGCCGACGGGAAGCACCAGUGGAUCAACUACUUCCUACACAUGGGCCACCUACAGAUCCACGGCAGCAAGAUGUCCAAGUCGCUCAAGAACUUUGUUUCCGUCCGCGAUGCGCUGCAGCGCGGGGGGUGGACCGCCCGCGGUCUCCGUAUCGUAUUCCUCCUCGGCGGAUGGAAGGAGGGAAUCGAGGUGCGCGAGGGCGUCCUCGCCGAAGCCAAGAGCUGGGAAACGGUGGUUAACAAAUUCUUCACCAACGUCAAAGCGCUCAUGACGGAAGAGGAGCUCGCGGAGGUGGCUGGCAAGCCUGCUCCGCAGCCCUACGGCGCGCUCGAACACUCGCUCGCCAAGUCUCUCGACGACGCGCGCCGGAAGCUCGACCUCGCGCUCUGCGACAGCUUCAACACCGCCGAGGCCAUGGGCGUCCUCCUCGAGCUGAUCAGCGCCACGAACAUUUACAUGAAAUCGACGGCGUCGCUGGCGAUCGUCAAGGAAGUCGCGCGCUGGAUCACCCGUGUCACCACCAUCUUCGGCCUCGACUCGACUCCCACCUCCACCGUCGGCUGGACCACCGAAGCCACCGCCGCCGCCAACGCCGAGGAGGCCGCUAUGCCGUACAUCCGGCUGCUCUCGUCCUUCCGCGACAGCAUCCGCACCAUCGCGAUCGCCGACCCCGCCUCCGCCAGUUCCAGGGAGAUCCUCUCGCUGUGCGACCGGCUCCGCGAUAUCGAGCUCGCCGACCUCGGCGUCUCCCUCGACGACCGUGACGCCAGCCGUCCCGCGCUAGUGAAGUUCGUCCCCGCCGAGGAGCUGCGCGCCGCCAGGGAGGAAAAGGAGCGAAAACUGGCCGAGAAGGACGCCAAGAAGGAGGAGGCCAGGAGGAAGCGCGAGGAGGAGGACAGAAAGAAGGAUGAGGCCGCAAAAGUCGAUCCUACGACGAUGUUCAGAACGCCGGAAUGGAGCGAGUGGGAUGCGGACGGAAUGCCCACGAAAGAUGCGAAGGGCGAGGAGGUCACGAAGUCCAGGAGUAAGGCGCUCAAGAAGCUCUGGGACAGGCAGAAGAAGGCCCAUGACGCUUGGAAGGCGAAGCAGUAG
Messenger RNA from Tricharina praecox, 2202 nucleotides. Its product is annotated as tRNA synthetases class I (C) catalytic domain-containing protein. NCBI's taxonomy places the organism in Eukaryota, Fungi, Ascomycota, Pezizomycetes, Pezizales, Pyronemataceae. Bases 1 to 2202 code for a protein of 733 amino acids. Gene Ontology annotation, cellular component: cytoplasm. Gene Ontology annotation, biological process: cysteinyl-tRNA aminoacylation. The transcript has 4 exons. The record is from RefSeq and is a predicted model, not a curated record. Gene Ontology annotation, molecular function: cysteine-tRNA ligase activity; ATP binding.